This is a messenger RNA of Paramecium octaurelia, 741 nucleotides long. The record is from the annotation of a GenBank genome assembly. Lineage: Eukaryota; Ciliophora; Oligohymenophorea; Peniculida; Parameciidae.
AUGCAAAAUAUAAAUUAAUUAUCUGCUCGUAUAUAAUAAAGCAUCUCUAAGUAACUAUCAACAAGAACAGAUUAAACUGAUAGUCAAAUCUUGAACUCAUCUGAUACCUAAAAAUUGUUGAAGCAAAUCUACAUCAUCAAAGAAAGUGAUAAAAAAAAUAAAAAACCCAAAUUUACAGCUGUUAAACAAAACUUGUAAUUUCAAUUUCUCACAGAACCAAAAUAAAUUAAUAUUAAAUAGUUUAUUUAGAAAGAACAUACAUUUGAGGAAAAAAAAAAAAAUUCUGUUGAUGUUACUAAUAUAGGUGAUUAAACUUGGAGAAUAGAGAGAUAGAUGAGACAAAGUUUAAACUUUAAAGAUUUACACAAGUUGGAUGAAUCGAUCGCCAUUGAUAUUCUUAAUAGGUAGAUGGGAAAUACUGAAACUAAUUUUUAUGAAUUUAAGCCAAAGUCUUAAAGGAGAGCAAAAAGUCAACAAGUGAAAAAAAGAGAUAUCGUGAAUAUAACUAGUAUUCCUUUCACUAUUCCCAAAAAUAACAAUCACUUAAAUAAAACUGCUUAUGACUUUAAAGUUACUCACCAAGAUUAAAUUUUAUACAAAUUACCUGUCUCAAAUAUUGGUGUUCCAAUUGUUAAAACAUAAAGAAGUAUGAGAAAAUCCCAUUAUCAUUAUCCUUUCUCUACAAUGAAUAAUUUUAAUUACAGCAGAUUAAACAAAUCCAUCUGGGUAUGUAAUUUUUGA